Dibothriocephalus latus is the source of this 765-nucleotide messenger RNA. Lineage: Eukaryota; Metazoa; Platyhelminthes; Cestoda; Diphyllobothriidea; Diphyllobothriidae. The record is from the annotation of a GenBank genome assembly.
AUGAAGAGAGGAGCCGAAAAACAACUUAACUACGAAAAUUGGGAUGAGCCAGAGGAGCAAGUUGACUCUGGAAAGUUUGAAAAGGCUGACCCGGAGACCCUAAAGGCACGAAAAAUUUUGACGGUGCGCAGAAAUUCUGCCCAACCAUCUGCCAGCAAGUUGGGUAUUUUCAAGUCGUUCGAUGCUUUUGGUGCUGUCAAGACUACGACUCCUAACUCCUCAUCGACGACUGACAACUCGGAUCCAAAAACGCCAAACGACGCUUAUCUAGCUAGAUUGUCCGUCCUAAAUAAGGAAUUUUUGGCGUGGAUAACCAAGCAUGUGUCCGAGGACCCAUACUGUAUACUGACACCAAUCUUUGGUGACUACGCGAAGCACCUGCAAUCUAUUGAAACUUCAGAGGGCGCCUCGAAAGAAAGCCCAACGUCAGUUGCUUCUUCCGACAAAGUCCCGGUGGAUUUGAACAAUUCCAAACCUUUCAGUUUUCAGGCUUCCGCAACUGCCGCCCCACCAUCUUUGCCAGCGCCCUCCCUCCCAAAUGGCGGUUUCACCUUUUCGUUCUCUCAAACCAGCACAUCCAGCGAGUUGCCAAAGCCUGUAUUUAGUUUCGGUUUGUCAACGGCGAAAACUACCGGUGUCACCUCAACAACACCAGCCUUCUCGUUUUCGGCGCCACCAAAGGAAGCUACCGAGGAUGCAAAAUCUAGCACCAAUGAUGCCGGUAAUUUUGCCUUCAGGCUUUUCUCUUCUUGCCUUUUUUUCUGA